AUGGGAACUAGUUGCGCAAUAACAUUCAUUCAUAAAGGAAGAGCUUAUGUGCGUGAACGCGGGAGUGACGGAUACCCAUCAGGCGCUGGGCAAGAAAUUGUGAACGAAAUUCCUACCGAGAAUGAUGCCUACAAAGACAGGAUCAAGAAGCUAGAAGAAGAACUUGGCGAGCUUGGUGAAGAGGAUCUUGAACCUUACAUUCAGAGACCAAGCAGGAACUCUGGUCCGGAUCCGAACUACGAUUACUACUACUAUGUUGACCUCGAUUCUGAACGAUUUGGUGUCGCAGCUGCUCAGUUUCGUCUCUGGGACAUACCCCGAGGAGACGAUGGAGAGGAGUGGAUACAAUACAUAGAUGCUGACGGAUUCCAUAUUAGCGUCCUACGCCCUGACACUCCAAGGCAGUAUUGCUAUCGAAGCAUGCAUAAACCGUUGUCUGUCUCUGAGGACGGACUGGCCGCUUACCAGGCCGAAGCAAGUAGCAUUGACAUGAUUGAUGAGUCUACAUGGAUGAACUCCAGUGCCGGUCAUCCAAGCUUGGUCCUUGCAUCCGCUAUUACUCGCGGUCUCAUGAUGUACGACAACGGCAGAAUUUAUGCAGCGCGAGUAAAGAAGCAUCGUAAUGUCACUGCCAUUUUAUACCACAACUAUGCUGAAAUCCUCUUACGUGCUGCAUCUCCUUCUGGGUUUAUGCUUUCUUUUGCGCCCAGGAAGUCGGAUUUCCCGAGCUACCCUAGUAGAGAACCCACAUACACCCAUUAUCGGUACCGAGGCUGUGUAGUGUCAGUUGUGGAGGACUGUUCAACUCCGGAGCACCUACAUGCCGCCAUUGGGCUUGCCAUUCAACACGCACGAGAUGUAGGAAAAGACGCUUGUACCUUCAUCAUUUUCUCUAUUCAGCACAUUGCAGUAGCGGAAGUUAAAGGAGCUGUCUCGGGAACACUGCACGUCUCUCAAAGCAAUUUCCAACCAUACAUGGAUGCGUUUGGAUACGAAGGUCUCGAGAAGGGUCUCAGCCUUGCCGCUCAUUAUUUACACCCACAUUGCAUAGAUGGUGGAGCUAUCAAGUUCGUUUCAUCCGAAGCAAACACUAAAAAUCCGAAUUGCCCUCCACUGCCUCUCGACAUCCUUCUCCGCAUAAUGGAGUUAGUUGAUAUCAAGACGUAUGAUACACUCAGUCAGGUCUGCAAGGCUCUGCGAAAGGGAUGGUUUCAACAACCACGACUCUGCGAUUACAAGAUAGCCUCCUGCAGGUCAUUCGAAAUGGAGCCUUGCAAUUACCUCACAGGAGCGAUGCUACGCGGGCUGCGGAUAGACGGAAUGGUUACUUCUCUGCUCGUGUACUAUCCAGUGCAUCGUUUUCAUGACGAUGCUGAUCACAGGAAAUACGUCGAUUGGUACGACAAUUCCUGCUGCCCAUGCUCUCAUCUGUGUGUCGAAAAGAAAUGCGCAAAGCCUCUCCAACUACAGGCUGUUCCUGGAAGUAAAAACAUAUAUAAAUUUGAAGAUACGCGUAUGAUAUACGGAAGUCGUGGACAGAAGAAUUGUUAUGGGGAGUAUAUAUGUUCGUGGAACAAGUACAUGCCUGGCCUCUUCAUUAUGGACUCCGAUAAUGUUUGCGAGGUCUGCGCUAGAUAUUUUGAUAUGAAAGAAUCGUAG
This is a messenger RNA of Fomitiporia mediterranea MF3/22, 1659 nucleotides long. RefSeq lists its product as uncharacterized. Lineage: Eukaryota; Fungi; Basidiomycota; Agaricomycetes; Hymenochaetales; Hymenochaetaceae. The record is from RefSeq and is a predicted model, not a curated record. The transcript is spliced from 3 exons. Gene Ontology annotation, molecular function: protein binding. Bases 1 to 1659 code for a protein of 552 amino acids.